CGACAAUGCGGCUACUCCUACACUUUUUGGUUCUAGUACUUGUAUCGUCAUCCUCAACACCGAGAAGAGGUCAAGUUCCUACUCUUCCUGCAGGUAUUACUAGUAUCUACAUUUAGUUUAUAAAUUCUGACUCGCGCGGCUAGUAUUCACAUUUUUUAGUUUAUUGUUAUUCUAAAAAUAGUUUUUUUAUUCCAUUUAGUAGUUUAUAGGCGUUGGCCUGUUCACUUAUCAGAAUCAAUGAAUUAGUACACUAGGAUCAGUAUUUCACAAUGACAAACUUCACAGGGACAAAUUUUCAGGUUCCUCUGGAUCGUCUGCGAUUUCCUCUCUACGGUCGACGCCGCUUUCCCUCACGCCUGUCGGAAAUGGGACGUCUCUACGCAAUACGACACCUUUGGACUUAUGACACCUUUGGACUUGAACUUACUUGCCUAGAAUAAUUCUUGGUACAGCGAGUGUUGGAGUGUUGGAGCGCAGAACGAGUGCGGCGAUUAUAGGGUCGCGCCCAAACAUUUAAUGAUAAUAAUAAUACGAAUAAGACUAUCAUCAACCUUCGGGAUUGUGUUUGUCGUUGACGUUGUCCUAACAGUAUGCACCUCUAAUACACAUUCGAAUGCAGCAGCUCGUUCGUCUCCAGGGUGGUCUCCAAGCUCCUCAUGGCGGAAACCCGGUGCAAGCAUGCGGCCCAAUACCUGUUUUUCCCCCUGCUGCGGAGAAUACGUUCAAGAAUGUCACAGUCGCGAAGGAGGAGCCAGUGCAAGCAUGCGGGCCAAUUCCGAUGGUCUUCUUCCUGAACAAGCUAGACGCGGGCUCAGAAGCCACUGGAGAAGCAGCGUCUACAGGUCGUGGGGCCAGUAGCAGCAGUUGUAGUGGUGCUGCACCACAAUUACAGCCACGAGGAGGUGCAGUAACUUCAUCCACUGAAGAGCAGGAACAGCAACAACAGCGCGACAUGCUGGUCGAACGUGAGCCAGCACGUGAAGCGCUAGAUGUUGGAAGCGGGGGCAUGCUUGUAUACGAAGAAGGAGAUAUAAUGAAUGCGAUGAAUACCACAUCAGCUGGUCAAGUUGCAUUCCCUGGUCCUCGGCAGAGUAGUUCCGAUAUUGAGAAAGAGGAGCGCAAAUUUGGGACGAUGACAUCACGCGGCGAAGGAGGCCUCCGUAAAAGUGGCGGUGCUGGUGGUAGUGCACAUGUUGCACAGCAAUUUUUACAUCAAACAAAACGAACAGCAACUGCAGGCACAGCACAAGCAGGUACGCGAUUGACGACUACAACAGGUUCGGCGAAUCUGUCAGGACUUGGCGCAGGUUUUAAAGGAGGUAAACACUCUCAUUCUGGUACUCGCAGUGCCACUGGUACUCCACGAGGUGUCACGGCUGCUGGUCAGCUAGGACGAAGUCAGCAGACCCGAGCUCCUUCGCAACAACAGGGUAAGCAGCAGCCUUCGGGCCUUGCAAAGGGUGGACCUCCACGAGGAAACAAGGGCUUUGCUUCACAUGUCGCCGAGGGUGGGACUAUAGUCGCGGGCAAUUAUCCGCUUCAGUCAGAAGGCCCUCUCCUGCAGGGAACACAAAGUCUAGGUCCUCGUGGAACAACGCGUCAAGAUGGAUCUACAGCUGGAUGUGGCGAGAUGAACAAGGCAAAACAAAUUGGUCAAGUACUGGAGAGAAGACACCUAGAUGAACAUGUUGAUGAGGACGGGCAAUCUCAAUCCGAACAAGGAAGUCCCAAGAAAAAAGCGAUGCAAUCACAUGCGCUAGGUCUUGUCAGGAGAACACGGGCAAAACCCGAAGCAGCGUCGGCGGGGAAAAAUUAUGUUGAGUCAGUCUCAAGGUCAAGUCAUUUCAAUUUCUUGCAUGCAUGACGAGUAAAUUAUAUCUCAUUCAGUUAUAAUGAGGAACUUGAAUAGACGAGCAGAUGAAGGUACAACGAACUUCAACUUCUAGUCUAGAUCGACCUGUCUUCUGCUAACUCAAGAAGAAGACCCAAACGCAAGGGGGACCGCGCGGUGGCCCGUUAGCAGGUGUCGUUCUCGGCGCCAGCCUUUCCUCGAGAAGAUCUUGCUCGACGACAGUGCCAGAUUAUAUCGUGUCCUCGACUACGGGAACCGCUUGCUCAGCUGCCGACUGUCAACAUCUACAAAUUAUAGAUAAAGGAGGACAUCAGAUAGUAGAAGAGGCACUAGAGCCUCCUUUGUCUCCAGC
Messenger RNA from Amoebophrya sp. A25, 2204 nucleotides. Lineage: Eukaryota; Dinophyceae; Syndiniales; Amoebophryaceae. The record is from the annotation of a GenBank genome assembly.